AUGCAGGCCAGAGUUUUCCAGACCUGCCGUCGCACCGCCUUUUCUUGCCGCGUAGCCUCUGCUCGCGCACUCACCACGUACUCUGGUGGUCAUCCCUCCGAGGGCCAGGGCGGCUUUUAUGGCUCGGCCAAGUCGCGUUCUGAAGCCAACUCCAAGUUCAAUCCCGGCGCGCGUGCCGAGCCACAAGAUGUGACCAAGCUCCAGCAGCUCAUGAAGCAGUGGGAGACGCAAAAGGACUCACUUACCACUGCAGAGCAAAUUAAGGCGCUUACACGGAUCGCCAGCGAGGAGGAGACGCUCAUCCAGCGACUGCUUAUCCGAGGGGCACCCGUGUGGGGUCUCUCCACGCAGCAGCGUCAGUUCGUGGCUGAGUGCAGCAAAGUCAGCACCUAA
This is a messenger RNA of Peronospora farinosa, 393 nucleotides long. The record is from the annotation of a GenBank genome assembly. NCBI's taxonomy places the organism in Eukaryota, Oomycota, Peronosporomycetes, Peronosporales, Peronosporaceae.